AAUGCAUGUGUCCUCUUCCUCCAAAACAGCAACCAAGCAACAAGCUAGCUUGUAGAGGCUAGAGCCAUGACGACACUGGGUCGACCCUCAUAUUCUUCAUCCUUGUUCCUCUGUUUCCUUGUGCUGGCUGCAUUGCACCCAGCCUCCGGUGGUGGUGGUGGUGGAGGUGAUUCUCCUAGGCAGACGCAGCCGUCUGUAGAUAAUCCUAGGCAGGAGCCUGUAGAUAAUCCUAGGCAGGAGCCUGUAGAUCAGACGACCACACCAGCUACUCAGGUCAGUGGUGCAACUGCUCCUCCGCCGCACUCUGUAGAUCAGGCGACCACACCAGCUACUCAGUUCGGUGGUACAACUGCUCCUCCGCCGCACUCUGUAGAUCAGGCGACCACACCAGCUACUCCGUUCGGUGGUGCUACUGCUCCUCCGCCGCAAUCCGUUGAUCAGUCGGAUGGCAAAGGUUCUCCAACGAUUGGCGUGGUUGGUGCUGUAGUUGGUGUAAUUGUGUUGGCUUGUUUAGCAGGCUUGACUUGGUAUGUGCUAUAUCGACGGAACCACCCUAACACAAUAGGUCAUGUUCUGAAGUUCAGUUACCACGACUUGAUGUCUGCAACAAAUAGCUUCGCACAGAACCGAAAGCUUGGAGAGGGCGCCUUUGGCGCUGUCUAUAAAGGUACAUUGAUGCUGAAGGACAAAAAUGGAAAUCAAGAAGAAGUGUACGUGGCUAUAAAAAAAAAUACGUAUACUGCGUCAGAUGAUGCGAAGGCUGCCUUUCAUAAAGAGGUUGAAAUUAUGAGCCCGCUGAGCCAUCGCAACAUCAUACGUCUUGUGGGCUGGUGCGACGAAAGGAACAGUCUCCUGCUUGUCUAUGAACUAGUGGAGGAUCGCAACCUUCAGGCUCGGCUUUAUGGCCAUGGUGCUCGGGUGGAUUCGGAACUUUCCGGUGCAAGGGCUCCAGGUUCAAGUCUUGAUCUAGAUUGGCACAGAAGGUACAACAUACUGCAUGGAAUAGCCUCGGGUCUUGAAUACCUCCAUAAUAAUUGUGAAAAGGCCGUCAUGCAUAGGGACAUCAAGCCAGGUAAUGUGAUGUUGGAUAGGGACUCCAAUGCUAAACUGUGUGACUUCGGGCUGGUGACGCAACUCACCCAUGCCAUAACCUCACGCUCGACGAGCAACAUAAUUGGAACACAAGGCUACAUGGACCCAGCAUACCAGAGCACCGGCAAAGUAACUAGGGCGUCUGAUGUCUACAGCUUCGGUGUGCUAUUGCUUGAGGUUGUGUGUGGUGAGGAGCCAAUCCUGACUGGCAAUCCCCUGAAAAACAGCCUCGUUGAGAAGGUCCGGGAAUGCUAUGAGAGAGAUGCAAUUCUCGAUGCAGCUGACCAACGGCUGAGGGGCAAUUCUGAUGAGGAAAUUAGAGGUGCAUUGUUGACCGGUCUGCGUUGUGUCGAAAAAAGCCGUGGCGAUCGUCCAACUAUGCAAAUUGUGUUGGCUGAGUUAGUAAGCAUUGCGGCUAAAUCAACUUGGUAUAACCGUCUUGCAAGCGCAGUGGGUGCUGAGGUGUGAGUCUUGACCCAAGGAGGUGAAGAUGCUCGUAGGGCAACCCUCCUGUGGCGAAGCCCUAUGUAGUAUGUACAACAAUAAAGCUCGCCAUUGAAGCUAUUUCCCUGUUAUUGUUAACCAUAUG
Triticum aestivum (bread wheat) is the source of this 1681-nucleotide messenger RNA. RefSeq names its product putative cysteine-rich receptor-like protein kinase 32. Bases 67 to 1560 code for a protein of 497 amino acids. Gene Ontology annotation, molecular function: ATP binding; protein kinase activity. Gene Ontology annotation, biological process: protein phosphorylation. NCBI's taxonomy places the organism in Eukaryota, Viridiplantae, Streptophyta, Magnoliopsida, Poales, Poaceae. The record is from RefSeq and is a predicted model, not a curated record. The transcript has 4 exons.